Messenger RNA from Hordeum vulgare subsp. vulgare (domesticated barley), 765 nucleotides. Its product is annotated as putative glutaredoxin-C14. The record is from RefSeq and is a predicted model, not a curated record. Bases 122 to 433 code for a protein of 103 amino acids. The transcript has a single exon. Lineage: Eukaryota; Viridiplantae; Streptophyta; Magnoliopsida; Poales; Poaceae.
UUUCGUCCAACACAAAAAGCACAAACUACUCACAAGUUCUCUAGCUACGAGGACACGCUAGAAGCAAGCUCGUUGAUAGCAGCUUGCCUCAAGGUUCUCGAUCAACCGUCGGGGACAAGAGAUGGACCGUGUGAUGAAGAUGGCGCCAGAGAGAGGGGUGGUGAUCUUCACCUUGAACUCAUGCUGCAUGUGCCACACAGUAACCCGCCUCUUCACCGACCUCGGUGUCAAUGCUCUGGUUCAUGAGCUAGACCAUGAUCCCAAGGGCAAGGAGAUGGAGAGGGCGCUCCUAAAGCUUCUCGGGAAGGGGCCACCCGUCCCGGCAGUGUUCAUCGGUGGAAAGCUUGUCGGCGGCACCAAUAAGAUCAUGUCUCUGCACCUUGGUGGUGAGCUGGUCCCCAUGAUACGGAAUGCAGGUGCUCUAUGGCUGUAGAGGGCAGUCUACACGUCAACAUAGUCGGAGGGCCGGAUAUUCAGAGCCUAACUCCGGUACCACUCGACAAAAUAAAUUGUCCAAUAGUGUGGAAGACAAGUUUUGGUAGAAUAACCUAAUAGCCUAAGUAGCACUACGUCGAGAUAGGUUUUUCCAAGUCCUACUCUGACAACAAAUUUUGGAUUACCAUAGGUAGUAAGCUAUGUGCAUGGUUUAUGCAUAUAGUUAGGUUGCUUUUGCGCCUCUGUUCUUACCCCGAUCAAUUUAUCUACCAUCUGUAUUCUACUUACCCUUUUUGCGCAUUUCUUUUAAUGUAUAAGAACGAUUACUGA